Molecule: messenger RNA, 705 nt
Organism: Drosophila grimshawi
Lineage: Eukaryota; Metazoa; Arthropoda; Insecta; Diptera; Drosophilidae
Gene: Obp69a
Product: general odorant-binding protein 69a
Exons: 5
Coding region: 61-504 (147 amino acids)
Biological process (GO): sensory perception of smell
Molecular function (GO): odorant binding
Source: RefSeq, a predicted model, not a curated record
AGUUCUAAGUAACAGCGUUAAUAACUUGUUUAAAGUUGGCAUUUCAAACCGUGUCUUACAAUGGCAUCCAAAAUCUGGGGAUUCACUUUAACGCUGCUAGUUUUGUGCUUUGUCAUAAAGGCACAACAAGCUCUGGAUAUACCUGAUGUGGUGAAGAAGCAGGUGAAAAAGAUGCAUGCUCGCUGCAUGAGUACAACGGGCCUCUCUGAAGAGUUAAUGAACGAGGCGCACAAGGGCAAACUGCCAAGUGAUCAGACUUUCAAGUGCUUUCUGCACUGCAUGUUUGAUAUGUUUGGACUUGUAGACCAUAAUAACGAUAUGCACUUGGACUCUUUGCUCGAAGUUUUGCCACCGGAAAUUCAUCCCAAUAUUAAGAAAUUGGCGGAUGCAUGUGACAUGAAAAAGGGUGCUGAUGGCUGUGACACUGUCUACCAAGCGGUGCUGUGUUACUUGGAAACGGAUGGUGCGUUCAUAGCAGACGCGAUGAACGAUCUUCUCGGCUGAAGGCAAAACUCACUUGAACAAUUCCCGAUCCGCGAUUCCUAGCAGCAGCAGGCAGCGGAGAAUGCGCAACGCUUCAAUCUGUACCCGUAUUAUUUUGCCCUAUAAUUAAAAAAUUAAUAAGUGUUUAUAAUUUAACAUAUUAUUCAAUCAUUCGUACCUUCAUAUCAUCACGAUAGAAUAAAAAGUAUUUCAACCGUUCAA